Molecule: messenger RNA, 2018 nt
Organism: Sardina pilchardus (European sardine)
Lineage: Eukaryota; Metazoa; Chordata; Actinopteri; Clupeiformes; Clupeidae
Gene: dnpep
Product: aspartyl aminopeptidase
Exons: 15
Coding region: 114-1538 (474 amino acids)
Biological process (GO): proteolysis
Molecular function (GO): aminopeptidase activity; zinc ion binding
Source: RefSeq, a predicted model, not a curated record
GUGGAUUUUGCAUCAUAUUAGUUUCGUUUAUGUGUCGGGCUUGUGCUUCCUUGAAACUCCCACAGCCUUCUCCAAAGCCGGCUUCAGAGUUUUUGAAGUGUAGUUAAACAUUGAUGCAGUCACUCAUCAUGAAGAGCUCAAAGGAAGCCGUGCAGACCGCAGCCAAGGAGUUCCUGCAGUUCGUUAACCGGGGAGUGUCCCCCUAUCACGUGGUGGAGGAGUGCAAGGCUCGUCUGCUGAAGGCCGGCUACACCGAGCUCAAGGAGGCAGAGCACUGGGACAUCCAGCCCUCCAACAAAUACUUCGUGACCCGGAACUACUCCUCCAUCAUCGCCUUUGCGGUGGGCGGCCUCUACAAGCCUGGCAAUGGCUUCUCCAUGGUGGGGGCACACACAGACAGCCCCUGCCUGAGGGUGAAGCCGCGCUCUAAGAAGACUCGUAUGGGCUGUCUGCAGGUCGGGGUGGAGUGUUACGGCGGCGGAAUCUGGAACACCUGGUUCGACCGUGACCUCACCAUCGCCGGACGAGUCAUGGUCAAGAGUGGCGGUAAGCUGACUCAUCACCUGGUUCACGUGCCCCGCCCUCUCCUGAGGAUUCCACACCUGGCCAUCCACCUGCAGAGGGACAUCAACGACUCCUUCGGCCCCAACAAGGAGAACCACCUAGUGCCUCUCCUGGCCACAGCCAUUCAGGAGGAGCUGGAGACCGGAUGCUGCUCGACUGGCGAUGCCUGCAAUGCCAUGACAACAGCGGAGAAGCACCACCCUGCUCUGAUCCGUCUGCUGUGUGGGGAGUUGGGGGUGGAACCGGACACCGUGCUGGACUUUGAGCUCUGCCUGGCCGACACGCAGCCUGGGGCCAUCGGAGGUGUGUAUGAGGAGUUCAUCUUCUCUCCUCGGCUGGAUAACCUGCACAGCUGCUACUGUGCUCUGACGGCCCUGAUUGAGACCAGUGCCCCUGAGUCUCUGGGCAAAGACCCCAACAUCCGUUUGGUGGCCCUUUAUGAUAACGAAGAGGUGGGGUCGGAGAGCGCUCAGGGCGCCCAGUCCAACCUGACGGAGCUGAUCCUGAGGCGGCUGGCCGACACGUCCGGCAACCUGACGGCGUUCCAGCAGGCCGCCGCCCUCUCCUACAUGAUCAGCGCCGACAUGGCGCACGCCAUGCACCCCAACUACCAAGAGAAGCAUGAUGAGAACCACAGACCAGCUUUCCACAAGGGACCGGUGAUCAAGUUCAACAGUAACCAGCGUUACGCCACCACUGCUGUCACCGCCUCCAUCCUCAGGGAGAUCGCUGGGAAGGUCGGCGUGCCUCUGCAGGAUGUGAUGGUGAGGAACGACAGUCCCUGCGGAACCACCAUCGGCCCGAUCCUCUCGUCCCGGCUCGGAAUUCCAGUGCUGGACCUCGGAGCUCCACAGCUGGCUAUGCACUCCAUCAGAGAGAUGUGCUGCACAACUGGAGUACUGCAGACCACCACCCUGCUCAAGGCGUUCUUUGAGCUGUACCCGUCUGUGAGGAGCCAGGUGUUUGUGGACUAGACGAGGCGUGGGAGGAGUCCUGGAGCCGAUGGACAGAUGAACCAACCAAUCAGACAGCAGGACCGACCGACUGACCCAGACGGACAUCUACGGAGAAUCUGUUCUGUCUCUGGUCUUCCAGAAUGCACUUCACCUGUUUACACAAACACACACACACACACACACACACACACACACACACACACACACUGACGGACAUCUACGGAGAAUCUGUUCUGUGUCUGGUCCUCCAGAUGCACUUCACCUGUUUACACACACACACACACACACACACACACACACACACACACACACACACACACACACACACACACACACACACACACACACUGACGGACAUCUACGGAGAAUCUGUUCUGUGUCUGGUCUUCCAGAUGCACUUCACCUGUUUAAAGUGGGCAGACUGCUGUGUGUUUUCUGAAGCACUUUUAAAGCCAUGUACUCUUCCCCAGACGGGCAUAUUAAAUUGCUUCUUUGCAA